Schistocerca cancellata (South American locust) is the source of this 435-nucleotide messenger RNA. RefSeq lists its product as uncharacterized. The transcript has a single exon. Lineage: Eukaryota; Metazoa; Arthropoda; Insecta; Orthoptera; Acrididae. The record is from RefSeq and is a predicted model, not a curated record. The coding region runs from base 1 to 435 and encodes 144 amino acids.
AUGAAUUUCAAAUAUUUCCGGCGUGGGCGCGAUAGCAUGCUUAUAGACAGGGAUGACAUGAUUCUAUGGAGGCGACGUUAUCUUCGAACCAUUAAACGGUUGAGAGAUGAAGGCAGACCCAUUUACUAUUUGGACGACACGUGGGUGAGCGCAGGACAUACCCGAAGUUAUGUCUGGGUAGAUGACAUUAUAAAUUCCUCAAAACAAGCGUUUCUGUCCGCAUUAUCCACCGGAAGCAAGGGCCCAUCAUGUAAAGGGAAAUGUCUGAUUAUCGCACACAUUGGCAGCAAAGCAGGGUUCGUUGAAGUAUGUGUGUGGACUUUCGAAUCCAAGAAAAGUGGAGAUUAUCACGAGAAGAUGUGCGCCGAAACCUUCGAGAAGUGGUUUCAAGAUGUUCUUCCUCGGCUUCAGGUAAAAUGCGGUUAUUGUUCUUGA